CAGAAUAUUUAAAAUGACGAAGAAAAUAUUGAAGAGAAAGCAACAAGAAGUGGAAAAAGAAGAUGAACCGAAAAAAAUAAUGUCAGAUGAACCUGCUGCUAAGAAGGUAAAAUGGAUCAACAGACAACGAGUAUUGGUUUUUGCUACUCGAGGUAUCAAUUAUAGGCAUCGACAUCUUAUGGAUGAUUUAAAAAAGCUAAUGCCACAUCACCGUCCAGAAUGCAAGAUGGAACGUACUAAAAACUUACAAGUAGUGAAUGAAAUGUGUGAGAUGAAGAAUUGCAACAAAGCUGUUUUGUUUGAAGGUCGAAAAAAGCGUGAUCUUUAUGUAUGGUUUGCUAAUGUAUCUACUGGACCAAGUGCCAAAUUUCUUGUAGAAAACAUUUAUACAAUGGGAGAACUGAAGAUGACAGGAAACUGUUUAAAAGGAUCACGGCCAUUAUUAUCCUUUGAUGAAAAUUUUACCACACAUGCACAUUACAGUCUCUUGAAAGAGUUAUUAACACAGAUUUUUGGUGUACCAAAUCAUCAUCCUAAAAGUCAGCCAUUCUUUGAUCACAUAUAUACAUUCAGCGUUCUAGACAACAGGAUAUGGUUCCGAAAUUUCCAAAUUUUGACCGAAGAUGGUGGAUUAGCUGAAAUUGGACCAAGAUUUGUCUUGAAUCCAGUCAAGAUAUUUGCUGGAAGUUUCGGCAGUGAUACUUUAUGGGAUAAUCCACAUUAUGUAUCUCCUGCCAAGUAUCGACAAUCACUGACAAAGAAAGCUGCCAAUAAAUACAUAAACAGAGUGGAACAGAAAAUGGCACAGAAGGCAAACAAACCUGACGAAUCUUAUUCAUUUAAUCCUACAGAUGAGAUAUUUAAGGGCGAUUUAUUGGAAAAAGCAAAGGAAAUAGAAGAAAAACUUGAGGUAUUCGAUAAGAGUGAAAAUAUGGAAAAAAUUAUGAAAAAAGUUAAAAGUAAGACAAAAAAGAUAAAAAAAAAAUCUGUUGCAACUAAAAACAUUAAAAAAGCAAAAUCUGUAAAAUCUAAAGCUUUGAAAAAAAGAAAGUAA
This is a messenger RNA of Camponotus floridanus (Florida carpenter ant), 1054 nucleotides long. RefSeq names its product ribosome biogenesis protein BRX1 homolog. Gene Ontology annotation, molecular function: rRNA binding. Gene Ontology annotation, cellular component: nucleolus. Gene Ontology annotation, biological process: ribosomal large subunit assembly; rRNA processing. The record is from RefSeq and is a predicted model, not a curated record. Bases 14 to 1054 code for a protein of 346 amino acids. The transcript is spliced from 4 exons. NCBI's taxonomy places the organism in Eukaryota, Metazoa, Arthropoda, Insecta, Hymenoptera, Formicidae.